Brassica rapa (field mustard) is the source of this 1613-nucleotide messenger RNA. RefSeq names its product 26S proteasome regulatory subunit 8 homolog A. Gene Ontology annotation, molecular function: ATP binding; ATP hydrolysis activity. The record is from RefSeq and is a predicted model, not a curated record. NCBI's taxonomy places the organism in Eukaryota, Viridiplantae, Streptophyta, Magnoliopsida, Brassicales, Brassicaceae.
UCUCGGUAUCGUCGGUAUCUAACUUUUAUAUGUAAGUAAUGUUUGCGUCGUGAGAGGGUUUUCAGAUUCCGAUCGAAAAGAAAACUAUUCUCUCAUCAACAUCACAAUACUCGCGAUACUCAUUGAGGAUAUGGCUGCCGUAGGAGUGGAGUCGAUGCGUCCGGAGACAGCGAUGGAGGAAACCUGCAACGUCAAGAUAGCGGCGGCGAAACAAGGGGAGGGACUUAAGCAGUACUAUCUGCAGCACAUCCAUGAGCUCCAGCGCCAGCUCCGCCAGAAAACUAACAACCUCAAUCGCCUCGAAGCUCAGAGGAAUGAACUCAAUUCUCGAGUACGAAUGCUCAGAGAAGAGUUGCAGCUGCUUCAAGAACCUGGCUCCUAUGUUGGUGAAGUAGUCAAAGUGAUGGGGAAAAACAAGGUCUUGGUUAAGGUUCAUCCAGAGGGGAAGUAUGUUGUUGAUAUUGACAAAAGCAUAGACAUAAAUAAAAUCACACCAUCGACAAGAGUUGCUCUCCGUAACGAUAGCUAUGUUCUUCACCUCGUCCUGCCAAGUAAAGUUGAUCCGCUGGUCAACCUUAUGAAAGUUGAGAAGGUUCCCGACUCUACAUAUGACAUGAUUGGUGGUCUUGACCAGCAAAUUAAGGAAAUAAAAGAGGUCAUUGAGCUGCCUAUCAAGCAUCCUGAACUGUUCGAGUCUCUUGGAAUUGCGCAGCCAAAGGGUGUGUUGUUAUAUGGUCCACCUGGAACUGGGAAGACACUUUUGGCUCGAGCUGUGGCACAUCACACUGACUGUACGUUCAUCAGAGUUUCUGGUUCCGAGCUGGUCCAGAAGUACAUUGGAGAAGGUUCUAGAAUGGUCAGAGAACUCUUUGUGAUGGCAAGGGAGCAUGCACCAUCAAUCAUCUUCAUGGAUGAGAUCGAUAGUAUUGGGUCUGCUCGUAUGGAAUCUGGAAGUGGAAACGGUGACAGUGAGGUGCAACGGACUAUGCUUGAGCUUCUCAAUCAACUUGAUGGAUUCGAAGCGUCAAACAAAAUAAAGGUUCUGAUGGCGACAAAUCGAAUUGAUAUUCUGGAUCAAGCUCUUCUCAGGCCAGGAAGGAUUGAUAGGAAAAUCGAAUUCCCUAAUCCUAAUGAAGAUUCACGAUGUGAUAUCUUGAAGAUUCACUCAAGGAAAAUGAAUCUGAUGCGUGGGAUUGAUCUGAAAAAGAUUGCAGAGAAGAUGAAUGGUGCUUCAGGUGCUGAACUGAAGGCUGUGUGCACGGAGGCGGGCAUGUUUGCUCUGAGGGAGAGGAGAGUACACGUGACACAGGAAGACUUUGAGAUGGCGGUGGCGAAGGUUAUGAAGAAAGACACAGAGAAGAACAUGUCUUUGCGUAAGCUCUGGAAGUAGGAAUCUAUUUCGUUUGUACUCAAAAAGGGAGAGCCACAGAUUCAUUUCAGACCUGAGAAAUAAGUGUUUCUUUUCAUCACGUCUGGUUCUCUAUGUUUCUUCUUUAAGCCUUUGAAAACAAAGUGUGUGUUUACUGCCUAAAACACUAGUUUAAUGUUCUUAAGCAUAACAGUCUCCGUAUUCCAUCCUUGUCACAACUUAGAGAUUAUUAUUAUUCAAGAAA